AUGGCUGCGCUCAGGUGUCGAGUGUUAUCUGGUCGUCUAACGACUUGCUUCUUUAAACAGGCGACUACAGCGGGCAUUUCCACACUAACCUCUGGUUCGACGCGACAAAGGUAUGUUGUGCAGAAAUCAUAUGUUCAGUUGGUCAAAGGAAGCAGAGGUUCUUUGGUCCAGGCUCUAUUGGGAUGUCAUAACAAUGGACGGGUAUUCUUGGUCAGUGCCAUGGCAGUUCGACAUAACAGCUCACAGACUACAGAUGCAGUACCUUCUUCAGCGAGUGAAACAGUACCCAUUAUCAAUUCAUCAGCAGAAUCUGCUCCUUUAUCUGCUGCAGAAUCGACCCCUGUCCAUGAUCCUUCUCCGGUAGUCAUACAGCCAGUCACAGAACAAGUGACUGAGGCUCCUGUCUUGGCAAUGGAUGUCCUGCAAGAGGCAGCAACAGAAGUCAGUCUUUCAGAGUUGGGACUGGGCAGCUAUACACCUGUAGGUCUGAUUCAGAACCUAUUGGAGUUCAUGCAUGUCAGCAUUGGGAUGCCAUGGUGGAGCGCUAUAGUUGUAGGUACCAUCAUAGCUCGCUGUGCAGUGUUCCCAGUCAUUGUAAAGGGCCAGAGAGAGGCAGCCAAGCUAAACAACGUCAUGCCAGAGAUGACCAAGCUCACCAGUCGCAUGAAUGAGGCCAAGCAGAGUGGCAACAAGUUUGACUUCUCAAAGGCAUAUUCUGACAUGAUGAUGUUCCAGAAGAAGCAUGAUGUAAAUCCCCUUCGUGGAUUUCUAGUGCCCUUGGUCCAGGCACCGAUCUUUAUCUCGUUCUUCAUUGCUCUGCGUAAAAUGUCUUAUGCCCCCGUACCCAGUAUGCAGACUGGUGGAUUGUGGUGGUUUGCAGAUUUAACAGCAGCAGAUCCAUAUUUUAUUCUUCCACUUGCAGUCACAGGGACUAUGUUUGCCAUCUUGGAGUUGGGAGCAGAGUCUGGAGUAGACAACCCUAAUCUAAAAGCAAUGAAGACUGUUUUCAGAAUUAUGCCAUUUGUUAUUUUACCAAUGACCAUUAAUUUUCCCACGGCCAUCUUUACAUAUUGGAUGACCUCAAACCUCUUCUCGCUGGGUCAGGUUGCCCUGCUGAGGCAUCCAGCAGUGAGGAGUAAGCUUAAUAUACCACUGCGCAUCACACACGCCCCCUCAGCCUUGCCUCCCAAUGAGGGCCUCAUUGAAAGUGUUCGAAAAGGUUGGAAGAACGCCCAGUUGGCACACCAGCUACAGGAGAGAGAGAGGAGGAUUAAUAACCAUCUGGACAUUGCAGCUAAAGGUCCACUAAGGCAGACAUUUGCCCACAAUCCUCUGCAGCAGUCAGCAGCAUCUAUGUCAACAGGAAAAUCCACCAACCCUAAACAAGUACAGCAGCAAAAGGGUGGGAAGAAGAGGCCAUGGGAGGAGACAAUUGGCUAAAAAGUAACUACCAGGUAGAUAGUUUUUAGACUAGUUUGUAUAUAUUUAUUAAAGGACUAUUUAAGUAAUACUGAGGAGAAAAAAAGAGUGCUGAGGCACACAGUGUAAUCGUUGUUAAAGGUAUUGUAAUUAAAGAAGAAAGUCCAGAGCUGAUUCUUGUUUGGUUGACUAAUACGAAAGUAAAAACUUAAACAGUUUUAAUAA
Molecule: messenger RNA, 1644 nt
Organism: Trichomycterus rosablanca
Lineage: Eukaryota; Metazoa; Chordata; Actinopteri; Siluriformes; Trichomycteridae
Gene: oxa1l
Product: OXA1L mitochondrial inner membrane protein
Exons: 11
Coding region: 1-1440 (479 amino acids)
Biological process (GO): protein insertion into mitochondrial inner membrane from matrix
Cellular component (GO): mitochondrial inner membrane
Molecular function (GO): membrane insertase activity
Source: RefSeq, a predicted model, not a curated record